AUGGCAAUCUCCUCCAUCAUAAUCACAAGCUGGUGUAUCACAAGCUGCAUCACAAACUCCAUUAGACUUCAUAUAAGAAUGACAGCCUCUCGAACAAUCACAAUCUCCUCCAUCUCAAUUGCAAGCUUGAUUAUUACACUCCCUAUUACAAUUAUUGUCUCCUAUCAUUCAAAGUUCACAGUCUGGAUUGCAUUGAUUAUUAUUGCAGUCUCCAAAAUCAUAGUUACAAGAAGAAACAUUACAAGAUUUAUCACAAAUCCCAUCUCCAAGCAUUUCCCUAUUACAGCCAGGUGAGCAGUCUGUACAAGAUCCUAA
Molecule: messenger RNA, 315 nt
Organism: Blepharisma stoltei
Lineage: Eukaryota; Ciliophora; Heterotrichea; Heterotrichida; Blepharismidae
Source: the annotation of a GenBank genome assembly